Benincasa hispida (wax gourd) is the source of this 1576-nucleotide messenger RNA. Its product is annotated as serine/threonine-protein phosphatase PP1 isozyme 4-like. Gene Ontology annotation, molecular function: protein serine/threonine phosphatase activity. Gene Ontology annotation, cellular component: cytoplasm; nucleus. NCBI's taxonomy places the organism in Eukaryota, Viridiplantae, Streptophyta, Magnoliopsida, Cucurbitales, Cucurbitaceae. The record is from RefSeq and is a predicted model, not a curated record.
GGGUUGUUCGUUGAUUGAAUUGAAUGGCCUCGCAAGGGCAGGGAGGAAUGGACCCUGCUUUAUUGGACGACAUAAUCAGACGCCUCACCGAGGUUCGAUUAGCGAGGCCAGGCAAACAGGUCCAGCUUUCCGAGAACGAGAUCAAGCUUCUCUGUGCUUCUUCAAGAGAGAUUUUCGUUCAGCAACCCAAUUUGCUCGAGCUUGAAGCACCCAUUAAGAUUUGCGGUGACAUUCAUGGGCAGUUCAGUGAUUUGUUGAGGCUUUUUGAAUAUGGGGGGUUUCCCCCUAGUGCCAAUUAUUUGUUUCUGGGAGAUUAUGUUGAUCGUGGCAAGCAGAGUCUAGAAACUAUUUGUCUAUUGCUUGCCUACAAAAUCAAGUAUCCUGAAAACUUUUUCCUUCUCAGAGGAAAUCACGAAUGUGCUUCUAUUAAUAGGAUUUACGGGUUUUAUGAUGAAUGUAAGCGGCGCUUUAAUGUGAGACUAUGGAAGGCAUUUACUGACUGCUUUAACUGCCUCCCUGUAGCAGCUCUAAUUGAUGACAAAAUAUUAUGUAUGCAUGGUGGUCUCUCCCCUGAUCUUCAAAAUUUGGAUCAAAUAAGAAACUUGUCUCGUCCGACAGUCAUUCCCGACUCUGGCCUGCUGUGUGAUUUGCUUUGGUCCGAUCCAAGUAAAGAUGUCAAAGGUUGGGGAAUGAAUGAUAGAGGAGUCUCAUACACCUUUGGCCCUGAUAAGGUGGAAGAAUUCUUAACAACACAUGACUUGGAUCUUGUCUGUCGUGCCCAUCAGGUGGUGGAGGAUGGAUAUGAAUUCUUUGCCGAGAGACAACUUGUCACAAUAUUUUCGGCUCCCAACUACUGUGGUGAAUUUGAUAAUGCCGGUGCACUGAUGAGUGUUGAUGAAGAAUUGAUGUGCUCUUUCCAGAUUCUUAAGCCAGCUGACAAAAAGGGUAAUAAAGUCAUGGUGCCAGCAAGAACGUAAUGGCAGAAUGCAUUUUGUCCUGGCUUUUCUAAGGCCUGUUUUUACCAAUUCAGCUGAUGGAACUGACUUCAAAUAAAGUUGCUCAGCUUCUAAACUUUCUGCAACUUAAGGAGAGUGAUUAUGUAUGCUGUGAGUGUUGGGGCCUAUCCUGAAAUUGGAGAAGAAAAUGUUUGACUGAGGGGACAGGCCAAAUGCAGUGGAUCAACCCAGAAUUUUUCUGUUUCAUUUUAUCAUUUUUUUUUCUUCUUCUUAUAUGUCUAUAUCUGGAGUAUGAUUGUAGAAUAUAGCACUGACUAAGAUUUUCAUGUUGUGGGCAGAUUUCUAUCUAAGAAACCUUAGAGUUCUUUUGGUUUUAUUGAUCACUGACAGUAUAUCUCUUCCUACUUAUGAUUUUCUCACCUAAAUUCUUGACUUUGAGGAAUUAUUUAAUGUAGCUGGUAUUUUUGUGGUUGUCACAUUCAUAUCGAUCUCGUAACGGUUGGAUGUGUGAGAGGAAAUAUCUAAUGUCAGACUAACUAUGCAUCCGACCGUUAUAAGAGUUGUAACUAUGUCGUGGCAACCACCCCGAAUAUUGGGAAUUUGAAUGUUUGAUAUUAUUA